Molecule: messenger RNA, 575 nt
Organism: Ceratina calcarata
Lineage: Eukaryota; Metazoa; Arthropoda; Insecta; Hymenoptera; Apidae
Gene: RpL23
Product: ribosomal protein L23
Exons: 4
Coding region: 92-514 (140 amino acids)
Biological process (GO): translation
Cellular component (GO): ribosome; cytosolic large ribosomal subunit
Molecular function (GO): structural constituent of ribosome; large ribosomal subunit rRNA binding
Source: RefSeq, a predicted model, not a curated record
CGCAUCGGAAACGAUACAAGAUCGUCUGCGUGAUGCGUGAGGUGCGCUGCGCAGUGUCCGACAGAGUCUUUUCUCUUUUAAACACGGCAAGAUGUCGAAGAGAGGACGUGGUGGUUCGGCGGGAGCCAAGUUUAGGAUAUCACUCGGUUUGCCAGUCGGUGCGGUUAUAAAUUGCGCCGAUAACACUGGUGCCAAAAAUCUAUAUGUCAUUGCAGUCCAAGGAAUCAAAGGUAGACUAAAUCGUCUGCCAGCUGCAGGUUCAGGGGAUAUGAUUGUUGCUACUGUUAAGAAGGGAAAACCUGAGCUCAGGAAAAAAGUUAUGCCAGCAGUAGUAAUACGGCAGCGGAAACCAUUUCGGAGGAAGGACGGGGUUUUUAUAUACUUUGAGGACAAUGCAGGGGUUAUUGUGAAUAAUAAAGGUGAAAUGAAAGGCUCGGCUAUUACAGGACCAGUUGCAAAAGAAUGCGCGGAUUUGUGGCCCAGGAUCGCAUCUAACGCCAGCAGUAUCGCUUAAACAUUCUGUAUAAAUUUAUCAACCUUAAUACAAUAAAAUUGGGCAUUUGCUCGCUACAUCA